This is a messenger RNA of Fulvia fulva, 2091 nucleotides long. Its product is annotated as Cell differentiation protein rcd1. Gene Ontology annotation, molecular function: zinc ion binding; damaged DNA binding; DNA-(apurinic or apyrimidinic site) endonuclease activity. Gene Ontology annotation, biological process: base-excision repair; negative regulation of translation; mRNA catabolic process. Lineage: Eukaryota; Fungi; Ascomycota; Dothideomycetes; Mycosphaerellales; Mycosphaerellaceae. Gene Ontology annotation, cellular component: P-body; CCR4-NOT core complex; CCR4-NOT complex. The record is from RefSeq and is a predicted model, not a curated record. The transcript has 7 exons. Bases 1 to 2091 code for a protein of 696 amino acids.
AUGCCAGAAAUUGGCGAAAUCGCCCGUACAGUCCAUUAUCUCCGCAAACACCUCGUCUCCCGCACCAUCACCCAAUGCGUCCCCUUCGAUGAUGAUAUCGUGUAUGGCAAGAAGGGCGGUACGACGGCUCAGGCCUUCUCUAAAGCAUUGACAGGCAAGAAAGUCGUCUCUGCAGGACAGCAGGGGAAAUACUUUUACCUUACGUUCGAUAAGCCCCCACAGGCGGUGCUACAUCUGGGGAUGAGUGGAUGGAUCAAGUAUAGUACUGAAGAGACGGGAUACUAUAAGCAGGCGAAGAAGAAGGAUGAGCAGGAAGAGUGGCCGCCGAAUCCGAAGUGGACGAAGUUCCUACUCAAAUGCGAAGCGGAAGGAGACAGGGAGGCAGUCGAGGUUGCGUUCGUGGAUGCGAGGAGACUGGGACGGAUAGGCCUGGUGGAGUGUCCUGCUGAGGAGAUACGGCAGAACUCACCAUUGAAGGAGAACGGGCCGGACCCUGUUGUUGAUAAAGAUGUGGUCACGGUAGAGUGGCUUGCGGAAUUGCUGGGCAAGAAGAAGGUUCCUGUGAAAGCUCUCAUACUCGAUCAAGCGAACAUCAGUGGUGUGGGUAACUGGGUCGCCGAUGAGGUUCUAUACCAAGCGAGAAUACAUCCGGAGCAGUACAGCAAUACCUUUGGCGAGGGGCAGAUCAAGAAGUUACAUGAUGCGCUGAUCGAUGUGUGUACGACUGCGUGUGAGACGUUAGCGGAUAGCUCGAAGUUCCCGGAUACGUGGUUGAUGAAGUAUCGAUGGGACAAGGGCAAGAAAGAUGCAAAUGUCCUGCCGAACGGGAAUAAGAUCACGCACAUUACGGUUGGGGGACACAAUGUGUCUGCCCCUCCAAAGAGACGCGGCAGAGCCAAGAAGGUGAAGGAGGAGCCUGUUGAGGAGGAAGAGGAAGUUGAUGGUGCUGAGGAGCGCGAUGAAGACGAGAAACGUGCCAAAGCGAAGAAAGCCAAAGCUGCGCCGAAGAAAGCGGCCAAGGCGACGCCGAAGAAGGAAGUGAAGGCUACCAUUCCUGGCGAGAGGAAGUCUGCUCGUACCAAUGCGACGAACGGCGCCGGCAACGGCAUCAACAACAACGGCGGGCCACUGGGUGGCUCGGGAGGUCCAGGCGAUCACAAUGGCGGCAGUAUCAUUGGUCCGGGCGACAACAUCACAGAGGACAACAGACGAGUGCUGGAGUGGAUAGCGCAAGUUCUGAAUGCGAACACGCGGGAAGCAGCUCUGCUUGAGCUCAGCAAAAAGAGAGAGCAAGUGCCUGAGCUGGCGCUCAUACUAUGGCACUCCUUUGGCGUCAUGACGUCCCUCCUGCAGGAGAUCAUCUCCGUGUACCCUCUGCUGAACCCAUCGCAGCUCACUGCAGCUGCUUCGAACAGAGUAUGCAACGCCCUGGCGCUGCUUCAAUGUGUCGCAUCGCAUAGCGAGACCAGAGGACUGUUUCUGAACGCCCACAUACCACUAUUUCUAUAUCCAUUUCUCAACACAACCUCGAAGUCUCGGCCAUUCGAAUAUCUACGAUUGACAUCACUCGGCGUAAUCGGGGCGCUGGUCAAAAAUGAUAGCUCUGAGGUGAUCAACUUCCUCCUCACCACCGAGAUCAUUCCGCUAUGUCUGCGAAUCAUGGAGACCGGGUCGGAGCUCAGCAAGACUGUUGCCAUCUUCAUCGUUCAAAAGAUCCUCCUCGACGACAUGGGCUUGCAGUACAUUUGCCAGACUUACGAGCGCUUCUACGCGGUCGGCACGGUGUUGUCGAACAUGGUCACCCAGCUUGUGGAUCAGCAGACAGUCAGACUCCUUAAGCAUGUCGUCAGGUGCUUCCUGCGACUAUCCGACAACGCCCGUGCCCGUGAGGCCUUACGACAGUGCUUACCAGAACCACUUCGAGAUGCGACCUUUUCGCCAGUCUUGCGAGACGAUGCCGCGACUAAGAGAUGCCUGGCGCAACUCCUCCUGGCGCUUUCGGAUCAGGCGGACCCAGGUGGUGUUCCCAUGUCCAUGCCCAACGGCUACGGCGCGCAGGGUCAGCAGCUGCGGAAGGGAGUCCCGCAGUAG